AUGGACGGUCUCAUUGACGCCGCCCUCGAGGCUCGUGUCUCCAACACCAAGCCCAAGGACUUUGACGAGUGGAUCGUUCGCAACAUUGGAGAGGGUAUUGCCAACAUCUUCAUGCGUCCUUACAACUACAAGGUGUGGGCUGUUCCCACCACCAAGAUGCAAUGCGCCUGGCUCGGCGAGCGUGUCGCUGCGCCCAACCUGAAGCUUGUGACCAAGAACGUUGUCCUGAACAAGAUUGCUGGCAACUGGGGUCCCAACGCGACCUUCCGCUUCCCCGCCCGCGACGGCACUGGUGGCAUCUGGAUUGCCGUUUCCCGACACCCUCCCAGAGGACAAGAAGCGCUACGGCAAGAAGGAGAGAUGCUCAGCGCAUGCUACCGCAAUAAGAGCAUCUGGUACGAAUACAAGGACAGCAACUGGCACUUUGAUCUUGACCGACUCUUCGAUCAGUUCCAGACGGAGGGAUACGAUGUUCUCGAUACGGCUUUCAUCACUCAGCGUCUGAAAGAGCUUCCACCAUCGGCGCGCGCAAUCUUGGCCUGGGCUGCGCUUCUCGGCUACUCCUUCUCUUUUGAGCUCGUCAGUCGUCUCUUGACGGGCGAGUUCCAAUACACGGACGAUGUUGCUUGUGUUGACCCGAAUGCCCAAGAGGUGAACACAAAAUAUUCUAACGAUGAACUCAUCGCUGGCCUCCAGGCCGCCGUCAACGCGUGUGUUCUGAUGCCUGGCGAGACGGAUGACCGGUUCCGUUUCGCCCAUGACCGCUACAUACAGGCCUCGGCCGCUCUCAAGGAAUGUAACGCCCGCAAAAUGCGCUUCAUCAUCGCCCAGACUCUCAUGAAGUACUACUCAACGGAUGCUCGGGCGAGAGAUACUGCUUCGCUACACAUUUGCGAGUCCGCCGAGCUGAUUAAACGGCGAGUGAAGAUCCGCGAACCCUUUCGCACGCUGCUCCUCGAGUGCGCCGCUACGGCAACAGAGAACGAGGCACGGCCGACGGCAGCCAAAUACACUGCGAGCGCCGAGUGCAGUCUAUACAUGAAUCAGAAGAAGAGCGAGUCGUCUCUCUCGAUCCUUUUUGACAAGGGACGCACGGCGAUCGACAAGGCACCCGCUUACGUGCUGCAAUCACGGAUUCACGCCCAGGCUGGGGAUGUUACCGCAGCGUGCGACUCGCUGGAGAAGUGUUUACGCCUCAUGGAUGUCAGGCUGGAGGAACACCCUACGUACGAACGCUGUGACCGAGAAUUUGAACGCCUGGCGAUCAAGAUUCAGACGAUGGACAAGACGGAACUGAUGCAGCCGGCCGUGUCGCCGGACCCUACGUUACCCUCGAUCGCCGCCGUCAUGGCUGAGACGUUGAGCUCGGCAUGGUGGAGCAACUCGCUCCGGUUCUAUAGCAUCACCCUCGCCAUGUUAGAUCUGCACUUGACCUCUGGCGCAUUCCCGCAGUCUGGGCUGGUCUUUCUCUACUUUGGCAUCAUCGCGCUCUCCCGCUUCAACCUCGUCAAAUUGGCUGUGGAGGCCGGGGAUGUCUGCAUCGAGAUGCUCGAUCGAUUCCGAGAUCCUUUCUCCAUGGCGAGAGGCUACAUGGUCUAUGCCAUCUUCAUCGGCCACGUGCAGUUCCCCGUCAGCGUGGCCUUGGCACACCUGGAAGGCUCUGUCGAGUACGCUGCGGCCGCCGGAGAUCGCACAUCGUCAAUCGUGAGCGCUGGCCUGUCUGCGAUGCUCAAGUUUUACGCUAGCGAAAACCUCGCUGAUGUCGAGGCAUUCGCCCAGUAUGCCUGUGAAGACGUUCAGGGUUGGAAGGACGACACUCGGGGCGGCACUCUGCUCAUCGCCGUUCGGCAGCUCUGUCGUGCCAUGCAAGGCAAGACGAGAACGAGGGACGCACAGCACGUGUUUAGCGACAAUGUUUUCAACACCCUCCAGUACAAGUCGCGGCUCGACACGAAUGUCCUGAAUGGGAACCGCUCCAUCUUGUUCUUCGAGACGUUGGAGAUCACUCCGCUUUUCCUCUUUGGCCACUAUGACCGCGCGAUCGAGAUCGGUGCAGCCUGUUACGAGAACAUCGAUAUCAUGUGGUCUGCCCGCAACAGUCGCCACCUCAUAUUCUUCUACGGACUGUCCCUCGCUGGCCGGAUGCUGCAUCGUCUCGACGACCCGCGGUUCAACCCAGACAGCCUCGAGGCGGAGAAGCAAGAAUGCAUCCAAACACUGCGCGUGUUCACGAGAAAGAUCAAAGAGUGGGCCACGUACAACGACGUCAACUACGCUUCGUGGUACAAGAUUCUCGAUGCUCAGAUUUGCGAGCUCAGCAAGGACUACGGCGGCGCAAUCAUGCUUUACGAAGAGGCAUUGGAUCAUGCCGAAGAGCACAAUCACACCUUUGACGAGGCGCUGGGUAACUAUCUCAUGGCCGGUGUGUUCGUCGGGAGAAAAGCGAGGCGUUCUGCCCGAGCGGCCAUGAGGGACUCUGCCGCGUUGUAUCGGCAGUUUGGUGCCGUCGGCGUGGCUGAUCAUAUCGAGGAGACGCACGCGCUCCUUCUCCAUGGCCCAACACGGAACCCGCGGACCGUAGAUGCCUGUGUGCAGACGGACUUUUCAUCAGACGCUCCUCCACCGCACUUCCGUGCCAUGGACGGCGAGGAGAGCGAGGAUUUACCACUGGCUCCCAGCAGCGCGUUGGUCGAUCUGAAGGGCGAACGGAUCGGUGCCUGGCGUGGCUCCGUGCACCUCCAAGCUGGUGCCGGGGCCGGUCUGCCUGCGCUCGAUAUGAUUGACCUGCAUGCGAUCCUGCUGUCGUCUCAGGUCAUCUCGGCCGUUCUCAAUGUCGACCAGCUUCUCGAGACGAUGUGCGACGUCAUCUUACAGACCUGCGGUGGCACGGCCACACUCGCCGCCAUAAUCGUCCGCGAUGCGCAGGGAUGGUGUCUCGCGGCUAGCGGAGAUCCUGAGCGGGGAGCAAAAGCCCCUGAGAGCCGCGAGCUGCUCUCGCACACGUCCCUCGUCGCAGAGAACGGAGCAACUGGACAUGGCGGACUCGAUCCGAGUGUCUGCCGAUCUGUUGCUCACGGUCAUCAAACGACAUUUCUCGAUUUCUCGAGAAUGGAGGCCGACAAGAUGAAACUGUAUGUCAUCGCCUUCAACCCGGAGGAGAUGGUGCGUGAGGUCGUGCGUGCUGUGUCGUACAGCAACAGGCAGAAGACACAGAGGAAGAACGUUACGAUUACCAAGGACAUCAACCUUCCCCCGAUGCUCAUUUACGGCGACCCCAUCCGUCUGCACCAGGUGCUUGGGAACCUUAUCAACAACAGCCUCAAGUUCACAGAGAAUGGUUCCAUCACGAUCGGGGCGCAGGUCGAUUUCGAUUCGAACGAGAAGGCUGUGCUUACCUUCAAAGUCCAAGACACCGGCAUCGGCAUUCCACAGCAGCAGCUCGAGAAGCUGUUCCAGCCGUUUUCGCAGGCGGACGCCAGUACAGCAAGAAAGUACGGCGGCAGUGGUCUCGGACUCAGCAUCUGCAAGUCUCUGAUCGAGACCAUGAUGAAGGGCAAGAUUCACCUGGAGAGCCAAGAGGGCGUCGGCACCACGGCUUGGUUCACCGUGACCUUUGACAAGGCCACGCCGGACGUCAAUGCAGGUGACGCGCAAACCGUCAAGUCGCCGCCCAUCGCCGACCGUUUCACGAUACCCGCGACUCCGCUGAACGAGCUGGCGCCAAACCCGUUCAUCCAUCUGACGACCAUACCGAAGGACCAGAUCCGAAUUUGCAUCGCCGAGGACAACCUGAUCAACCAGAACAUUGCCAUGAAGUUCUCGCGACGCCUGGGCUACACGACGGUGGACGCGUACGAGAACGGGCAAAAGGCAAUCGAAGCACUGAGAAAGAAGGCACAGGAAGGAGAGCCAUAUCACGUUGUGCUCAUGGACGUGCAGAUGCCUGUGCUCGAUGGCUAUGAAGCGACCAAGGCAAUCCGUAGCGAGCCCUUGGAGGCCGUGAACAAGGUCCUGAUCAUCGCCAUGACGGCAUCGGCGAUUCAGGGUGAUCGGGAGAAGUGCCUGGCGGCCGGCAUGAACGAUUACAUCGCGAAACCCGUCCGGGUGGACGUCUUGGGCCGAAAGCUGGACAACUACAUCAUGCCGCACACCGCGGCGACGGGACCCGGCAGCAACACAUCCGUGAGGCCAUCCCCGGCAUCUGGCGCCUUCGCGCCGCCACCUAGACCUGCGGCGGUGCCCGUGUCUCAAACCCCGCCAUCUUCGCGCACAACGCCAAGCCCGCCCGUGUAUCCCGGCUUCGAGGGCAACGGCGUCGCCGCCAGCGCGCCUAUUCCCAUUCGCGACAAUCCCGCCUAUAGCCGCCCGUCCGUUGUGCCGCUGGCGCCAAGCCAACGAUCGAGCGAGACGCGGCUGUCGGACGCAACCGACGCGCCGUCGGUGACGCCCUCGCAGAAGCGGCUGACCAAGAAACUCACCAAGAGUCGCACGAGCAGCGAGACGAACAUGAUUCCGCCGCCGCCGCCGCCGUCAACACAAACGCAAGAGAAACCAGAGAAGACCAAAGGCGUGCUCACGAAGCGGCCGCCGCAACGGCAGGGGACGACGUCUUCGACAGACGGGAUGGAGAACGUACCGCUUGACACUGCUCAGCGGAACAGCGCAAGCUCGAGCCGGGACCGGUUUUUUAUGGGCUGA
Verticillium alfalfae VaMs.102 is the source of this 4698-nucleotide messenger RNA. Its product is annotated as autoinducer 2 sensor kinase/phosphatase luxQ. The record is from RefSeq and is a predicted model, not a curated record. The coding region runs from base 1 to 4698 and encodes 1565 amino acids. Gene Ontology annotation, molecular function: phosphorelay sensor kinase activity; histidine phosphotransfer kinase activity. Gene Ontology annotation, biological process: protein autophosphorylation; phosphorelay signal transduction system. The transcript has 5 exons. Lineage: Eukaryota; Fungi; Ascomycota; Sordariomycetes; Glomerellales; Plectosphaerellaceae.